GAAUUGAUCUAAUACAAAGCUUAUCAGGCGAUGCAUUGUGAAGGGACAAAUAUUUUUGAAGAUAUCAUUUUCUAUAUUUACAUUUCCUUGCUUUUUUUCAGGUUCCCCCAGCUGAAUUAGAGCACAUACUUCAUACCAAUCCUGAAAUUGCUGAUGCUGCAGUAGUCCCGUAUCCUGAUGAAGAUGUACGGCAAAUUCCAAUGGCUUUUGUGGUAAGAAAGCCAGGAAGCAACAUCACUGCAGCUCAGGUCAUGGACUAUGUUGCGAAGCAGGAGCGCCAAUGAAACUUCAACUGAUAGAAGGAAGAAGGCAGCACAAAGAAAUUAAAAGACUAUUGAUAGGGCACAAGAACCUUUCUGCGAAAAGAGAUGAGUACAUCAUGCUUGCCAUGAAAUCACCCAAAUAGAGUUCAUUCAUCCCCAAGAAGAUGCAUGUGGAGGCCAUAGGAAAAUAAGCAUUGUGUGCUUCUAAUAUGCAGUGACAGGCUGUCAUUGUAUUGGCAUGAUAAGCUGCCAACCCAAGUUCCAAGGACAAAAGAAGCAUUCUUUGUAAAGAUUUGAAUCUGAAACCACCCCAGUUGAAAAUUAUCUAUCUGAUGUAUACUUGAACAUGACCUGAAAUAAAUAGCAUCCAAAAAGGAAAGGACUUAGUCUUAGGCCACCCUUCAUUAUUGCUGCUUUCAGAAGAAAGAGCACCAUGUGGAAGUAGUAAAUGCAUUAAAUUCAGGAGAUGUUUUCCAUUGGGAUUCUUUACAUGUGCUAGUUACUAUUGCUCCUCUUUGAAGCACUUCCAAUAAAAGUUUGUGAUGGGGUUUUAUGACUUGGUUUUGCUGUUCUGUUAUGUUUGGUAUGUCUUUUAUGUGGGAAGUUGCAUUGCUCAGUUACAAUCCUCUCAGAUACAAGUUCUUCUGCAGUUACAAAAACACUUAGAAUAUCCAACACAGUUAGAAAUAUGGAAAGAUCGUAGGACAGAACUUUGCUUUAUCCCUUCAACACAAGUCAAAGUCUCAUGCAAGGACAAUUUUGUCAUAGAGCUUUCUAUCUUUGGUGAUAAGCCAAACAAGGGUAGAGGUUUUGAUGGUUUUGCUAUUCCAAAUCAAACACUAUCACAAAGCUUCUCAAUGGACUCAUUUGUUGCAACUCUUGCAAGGUUAACUAGCUUGAGAGUUCUUCAUCUUGUUUCUUUGGGAAUUUGGGGACCAUUUCCUGAUAGAAUUCAUAGAUUAUUUUCACUUGAACAAUUGGAUUUGAGUUCUAAUUAUCUUUAUGGAUCAAUCCCUCCAAAAAUUUCUACUAUGGUCAGCCUUCAAAUUCUUAUGUUAGGUGAUAACUUCUUCAAUGGUACUAUCCCAAACUUGUUUGAUUCAUCAAGUAAUCUCACAGUUUUUAGUUUGAAGAACAAUAAGUUGAAGGGUCCAUUUCCAUUUUCAAUCCUUAGUAUCACAACUUUGACUAACAUUGACAUGUCAAGAAAUCAGAUAUCCGGAAGCUUACAAGACUUUACUGGUUUGAGUAGUUUGGAACACUUAGAUUUAAGAGAAAAUGAGUUAGAUUCUGAUUUACCUGCAUUGCCUAAAGGGUUGAUAUCGCUUUUCCUCAACCGGAAUUCCUUCUCAGGUCAAAUUCCAAAAAGCUAUGGUCAACUAAAUAGUCUUCAGCACCUUGAUAUUUCCUUCAAUACACUCACAGGAGCUACUCCUUCUGAACUUUUUUCUUUGCCUAACAUUAUUUACUUGAAUUUGGGAUCCAACAUGCUGAGUGGAACACUUCAAAAUUCUCUUAGAUGUGGCCGCAAUCUUAGUUUUGUUGACAUAUCAAAUAAUAGGCUAAUUGGAGCCUUGCCUUAUUCUCUAAGCAAUGUGUCAGAAAAUAGAGCUGUGGAGAGUGAUGGAAACUGUUUAUCUGGUACUUUGCAGCAUCAGCAUGCAGUAUCUUAUUGCGCAGAAGCUCCUGAUAAGAAGAAAUCGAACCGAGUUGGAAUUUUUGUUGGUGUCAUUGUUGGAAUUCUUGUUAUCAUUGUCCUUUUUGGUUUAUGCAUCGUUGUUAUAUGUAAGAGGUAUUACUCUAGAGGGAUUGCAGAGCAGCACCUAUUGCAUAAAUCAGUUCAAGAUAGCUACUCAGCAGGGUUCUCAUGUGAGCUUAUUGCAAAUGCAAGAUAUGUUUCCGAAGCUGCAAAGUUAGGCAGAGAAGACCUUCCAUCGUGUCGAUCAUAUUCGUUGGAGGAGCUUAUGGAAGCAACAAAUAACUUUGACAAUUCUACUUUUCUUGGUGAAAAUAUAUAUGGGAAGCUUUACAAAGGAAAACUGGAGAAUGGGAUACCUGUUGUAAUAAGGUGCAUACCUUUAUCAAAAAAGUACUCAAUUCGGAAUUUCAAACUGAGGCUGGAUUUGCUUGCAAAGCUCCGCCACACGCAUUUGAUAUCCCUAUUGGGACACUGCAUUGAUGGUAUUUUAGGAGAGCGUAACGAUUCAAAGGUCUUUCUCAUUUAUGAAUGUGUAUCAAAUGGGAAUUUCCAAACCUAUCUCUCAGGAGAUAGUUGUGGCAAGAUUUUCAAUUGGUCAGAGAGAUUGUCAGUUUUAAUUAGUGUUGCUAAGGCUAUUCACUUCUUACACACUGGAAUGAUACCUGGUUUCUUCAGAAAUAGACUUAAGACCAACAAUAUUUUGUUUAAUGAAAAUUGGAUGGCAAAGUUGAGUGACUAUGGAUUGUCCAUUGUCUCAGAAGAAACUGAUGCAAGUGGGGUCAUAGGAGAAAGCCCUAAUUCAUGGCAAAUGAAAAAGCUAGAGGAUGAUAUUUAUAGCUUUGGAUUCAUAAUACUUGAGGCACUUGUUGGACCUUCAAUGUUUGCUAAAAGAGAAGCAGCUGUGCUAAAUGCAAUGGCUUCCUUCAGUAGUCAAGAUGAGUGGAAACAAAUAGUGGACCCAGUUGUGCAAGCUACUUGCUGCAAAGAAUCUCUAUCUAUUGUGAUUUCUAUAACAAACAAGUGUAUAUCUACCGAGUCGUGGAGUCGACCUUCGAUCGAGGAUGUCCUUUGGAACUUGCAGUAUGCUUCUCAAGUCCAGAACAACAGCUGACGGGGAUCACAGGAUUUGAUACUCCCACUACAUCAGCGACAGAGUCAGUUCUGAGUUUUUUGCUUCAACCUGCUUCAAAACAUGUCAACUGUUUCGGUGUUUCAUAUUUUGAAAUACUUAAAAGGGUAAGAAUGUAUUGGCUGUAUGCUCCAGUUCGGUCAACUUUCAUCAACCAAGCAUUUUGAUUUGUAAAGUAUAUAGUAUAGUAUUGUAUACAUUAUGUAUUAUAUACUAUAUAUUACUCAUAGAAUUAUCAUUAUAAAAUUACUUGUAGUCCUCUGUGAACUCUAGAGUUCGUUAACAAAUUUAUGCA
Molecule: messenger RNA, 3386 nt
Organism: Medicago truncatula (barrel medic)
Lineage: Eukaryota; Viridiplantae; Streptophyta; Magnoliopsida; Fabales; Fabaceae
Product: probable inactive leucine-rich repeat receptor-like protein kinase At3g03770
Exons: 13
Coding region: 806-3073 (755 amino acids)
Biological process (GO): protein phosphorylation
Molecular function (GO): protein binding; protein kinase activity; ATP binding
Source: RefSeq, a predicted model, not a curated record